UCCUCUCUCCAAAAAUCUUCCUCCGACCUUAUAGCAUGCGUCUAGCUCCCUGCGAAGCUGGGAACUCGGUACACUGACUCAGCGACUCGGUGAGUCGUUUCAUGCUCUAGAAACCAUGAAUCCCAGAGCGCUUCUUUACUCCUUCUCUCCGAAACCCAACAUCGUCCUGCCCGAUAUUUCGGCCACCAAGAGAAGUUUCGGCGCCGAUCACCCGAGACACCAACCGCCGUUUCGGUUACGCGUGUGGAUUCGGAACCGUGAGCAGUACUGCUGUUUCGCACGCGUUUCGCGCGGCGGCGGUGGUAACCGGAGGAGCGGGAAAGUGUUUGCGGAUGUUAAAUCGGUGGAUAAGUUCGAGAAGGGGUUGGACGAUGUCGUUUCGAGGAAGGAAGAUUUGGAGGUGGAGUCCGCGGCGGAGGUUUCGUGGUUACAAGAUUUUCCGAAACGAUGGGUCAUUGUCGUUUUGUGCUUUUCGGCUUUCCUUCUCUGCAACAUGGACAGAGUAAAUAUGAGCAUUGCAAUUCUACCCAUGUCAGCAGAGUACAAUUGGAACCCAGCAACAGUUGGUUUGAUACAGUCUUCUUUCUUCUGGGGAUACCUCCUAACUCAGAUUGCUGGUGGAAUAUGGGCAGACACAGUAGGUGGGAAGCAAGUAUUGGCAUUUGGAGUCAUUUGGUGGUCCAUUGCUACUAUUCUCACUCCUGUUGCCGCUAAAGUUGGAUUGCCUUUCCUACUCGUUGUUCGUGCAUUCAUGGGGAUUGGUGAGGGUGUUGCUAUGCCUGCAAUGAAUAAUAUACUGUCGAAAUGGAUUCCUGUAGCAGAGAGAAGUAGAUCUUUGGCUCUGGUUUACAGUGGAAUGUAUCUUGGAUCAGUCACCGGCUUGGCCUUUUCACCAUUUCUAAUACAUCAGUUUGGAUGGCCAUCAGUCUUUUACUCCUUUGGUUCUCUGGGGACGGUCUGGUUCGCUCUAUGGCUAAGUAAGGCACACAGUUCACCUCUCGAGGAUCCUGAGCUGCGACCAGCAGAGAAGAAACUUAUUCUUGCAAGUAGUAUUUCCAAGGAACCUGUUAAACAGAUUCCUUGGAAAUUGAUUUUGUCCAAAGCACCUGUUUGGGCCCUGAUAGUGUCUCACUUCUGCCACAAUUGGGGAACAUUUAUUCUUCUCACAUGGAUGCCAACUUACUAUAACCAAGUACUGAAGUUCAAUCUUACCGAAUCAGGGCUAUUCUGCGUCCUGCCCUGGCUAACAAUGGCAUUUUCUGCAAAUCUUGGAGGGUGGAUUGCAGACACUCUUGUCAGCAAGGGCUUCUCUGUGACAAGGGUUCGGAAGAUUAUGCAAACAAUUGGGUUUCUAGGCCCUGCUUUCUUCCUAACACAGUUGAGCCAUAUUAAUUCUCCUGCAAUGGCUGUUCUAUGCAUGGCAUGCAGUCAGGGAACUGAUGCAUUCUCGCAAUCUGGUCUAUAUUCAAACCAUCAAGAUAUCGCUCCACGAUAUUCUGGGGUAUUGCUUGGUAUGUCAAACACAGCCGGAGUGCUGGCAGGUGUCUUUGGAACGGCAUCCACUGGUUACAUUUUACAACACGGUUCUUGGGAUGAUGUAUUCAAGGUUUCGGUAGGCCUUUACCUGGUCGGAACUGUUGUUUGGAAUCUGUUCUCAACUGGCGAAAAGAUCAUAGAUUAGUUCACAGAUAACUUGAUUCUUAAUCAUCGCUGGCACUUCAUUCCUGAGCUUUUAUAGUUCAGAGUUAUAUUGGAGGAGAGAGGUAGCAAAAAUGCCAAGAAAUUGAAGUUGGAAGGAAAGCAGUAUCAUUUUAUUGAUAGUCUUGGACUUGCAGAAGAACUGUUACAAAGAUUUUGACGUCGAACUGGAAGCUUGAAAUCGAAAGAGUGAGGUGCUAGCUAGUUCUUCCCUGCAACAUUUGAAGUUUCAUAAACCGGCUGCAUUUCAUACAAAAUUUUCAUGAAUACUGAAUAUAUGGUAAAAUUAAAUGAACCCCCAACACAGCCAUUUUCUGUAAAUGUUGUAUAUUGUAAUUUGUAUGUACAUGCAUUUCCCAUUAAUAUACCCUUUUUUAACUACUA
Pyrus x bretschneideri (Chinese white pear) is the source of this 2082-nucleotide messenger RNA. Its product is annotated as sodium-dependent phosphate transport protein 1, chloroplastic-like. Gene Ontology annotation, biological process: transmembrane transport. Gene Ontology annotation, molecular function: transmembrane transporter activity. The transcript has 10 exons. Bases 116 to 1681 code for a protein of 521 amino acids. Lineage: Eukaryota; Viridiplantae; Streptophyta; Magnoliopsida; Rosales; Rosaceae. The record is from RefSeq and is a predicted model, not a curated record.